This is a messenger RNA of Silurus meridionalis, 3062 nucleotides long. RefSeq names its product taxilin alpha (gene txlna). Gene Ontology annotation, molecular function: syntaxin binding. Lineage: Eukaryota; Metazoa; Chordata; Actinopteri; Siluriformes; Siluridae. The record is from RefSeq and is a predicted model, not a curated record.
CUUCUUCUCCCUCCUCAGUGAAGCAGAGGUUUCGGCGGAAGCUGGGUUUUCCCGUCGUCCAAUCAGGUCUCAGCUACUGCUUUCUGUUUCCGGUGACUGUUGGCAGAAGAAACAAGUCCAUCUAGAAACAUUCCUAGAAGCGCUUGAAGAAUCCGUUGAAUAAUGAAGAGGCAGGACACUGAGGAUCAGGUAGAGGACAACAGCGGAGAGUCCAGUGCAGAGGGCACGUCAGAGACUCCGGCUACUCCAGAAGGCACUGAGAGCCCAAAGGAACAGAACACGCUGACCGAUAGCUCUCCAGCUGUUAAUUCUGAAUCGGACGAAGCCUCUGGAUCUAAGUCUACCUCCUGCGAUGUGGCCGAGGAGCUUAGCAGACAGCUGGAGGACAUCCUCAACACGUACUGUCAGGCGGAUGGCAGCGAAGACCCGGCUGUACCUAACGGCCAACCUGACGGCGCCGAGGUCAACGGGCUGGCUGACAGCAAGUCCGAGCGUGCCAGUCUGAGCAGCGGCAGCACGGACAAGGACAAAAAGAAGCAGCAGGAGAAAAAGAAGGUUAAAGGCCUGGGUAAGGAAAUAACGCUGCUGAUGCAGACGCUGAACACGCUGAGCACCCCUGAAGAAAAACUCGCUGGUCUGUGCAAGAAAUACGCCGAGCUGCUUGAAGAGCACCGCAACUCUCAGAAGCAGAUGCGAGCUCUGCAGAAGAAGCAGGCCCAGCUGAUCCAGGAGAAGGACCACCUGAGGAAUGAGCACAGCAAGGCCAUCCUGGCCCGGAGCAAGUUAGAGAGCCUGUGUCGUGAACUGCAGAGACACAACCGCACACUCAAGGAAGACGGCGUGCAGCGCCGGCAGGAGGAGGAGAAGAGGAAGGAGGUGACCUCGCACUUUCAAUUAACGCUGAACGAGAUCCAGGCGCAGAUGGAGCAGCACAACGAGCGCAAUGCCAACCUGCGGAAGGAGAACAUGGAGCUGGCGGAGAAGCUCAAGAAGCUCAUAGAGCAGUACGAGCUACGGGAGGAACACAUCGAUAAAGUUUUCAAGCACAAAGAUCUGCAGCAGCAGCUGGUCGACGCGAAGCUCCACCAGGCCCAGGCACUGCUCAAAGACUCGGAGGAUCGCCACCAGAAGGAGAAAGAGUUUCUGCUGAAGGAAGCCGUAGAGUCGCAGAGGAUGUAUGAACUUAUGAAACAACAAGAAGGUCAUCUGAAACAGCAGUUGUCGCUGUACACGGAGAAGUUUGAAGAAUUUCAGAAUACUCUGUCGAAAAGCAACGAGGUGUUCACGACCUUCAAGCAAGAGAUGGAGAAGAUGACUAAGAAGAUUAAGAAGUUGGAGAAGGAGACAACCAUGUACAGAUCACGAUGGGAGAGCAGUAAUAAAGCCCUGCUCGAGAUGGCUGAGGAGAAAACCCUUCGUGACAAGGAACUGGAGAGUUUGCAGGUGAAAGUGCAGAGGUUGGAGAAGCUGUGCCGUGCGCUGCAGAUCGAACGCAACGAGCUGAGCAAGAAGGUCCAGGACCUCAGUAGCCCAGGGGACGAUCGAGGCUCAGAGACCGAGUCCAAACCGCCACAGUCAGCCACGGACUCGGCAGAGUGUUGUAGCCCCGCCCACACAAACGAGCCACAGCCAGAGACUUCGCCCCCCACCCAAUCUCAGGCGUGUCACUGCGGUCCCGCCUCAGGGGCCAAGACACAAAAGGAUUCAGCGUGUUCAUCCCAGGACUGAGGUAACGCUCCGGUCCGCUGGGUUACGAACCACUCACAAUCUCCCCAGCAGCUCUCCAACAGUCCCCGAGCUGACUCGGCAUUUUUUGGGGGGGGGCUUUCCAUUCUGUCAGGGAAGAUUGUGCCUUUGAGAUGCUGUGUUUUAAAUGUAUUUUUUUUAAACACCCCUCUGUUUUCUUUAUUUCUUUAUUUUUUGUUUCAUCACCUACGCUAAGAAGCACUGAGCUGCACUGCUGCUUUGGACCGCUAACCCUGGAGCACUCGCAUCCUCAUCAUUUACGUUUUAGCAUCACGUCCUGAGCACUAAAAAAUAAAGUAGGUAUAAACCAGGUUUAAAGCAUAUCAUAUUAUCAUUUACUAAAUGAACACCUUUUUAAAUUAUAGACCCUUUCUUUUUGAGGGUCUAUACACCGGUUAGUAUGUAGACCUCGAAUCAUGUCAUCAAUAUUUCCGCAAUCAUCGAAGUCACCUGCUCUUUGAAAUGUACACUCGGUGAAUGUCCUUCAAGUUGCCAGGUUUUUCCGCUUCCCCCCAGAAAUAUAUAAUAAUGAUAUACGCUUUAGAUUUUGGUCUUUCAAAAGAGAAUGAACUGUUUUACUUUUUAUUUUCCUCACCAUCCAUUCCAGAGGGGACGAGGGACGAGCGAGGACCGAGGCGUCUCCUGCAUCCCCCCCAUUAAAAAAAAAAACAAACAAACAAAAACUAAAUUCUCAUUUCGUUUUUUUCCUCAUUGCGGACCAGUACUUCGCUGCUCUUGCGCUGUAUGUCUCUCUCUCAAAACGAUUGUACACGGCAACAUUUUCAGUUCGCGGCGCGACCAGGACAAAACGAGAGAUUCAGAAAAAGGGUUCAACUCUAUGCAAUUCUAAUGCCGUUCAUCUUCGAUCACGUGGAAACACACUAGCAAAGGAAUGUAGGUUUAUAUAUAAUCUCAAGGCUUCGAGUCAUGACUUGGUAGAAUAACAGUGUGCGUUUGACAUGAUUGUAUGUUUCGAUCUUUUUUUUUUUUUUUUUUUUUUUUUAAAUACCAGGGCAUCAUGAAUUUUAUUGUCUCAUUAACCUGAACACUAAAUCUCCAUGAGGUCCUGCAGUUUAUACAUAAGGUCUUUGACAUUCCUACAUUUACUACACACAAAUAAAACCGCAUGCCACCUUCAAUCGGCUACGGCUUGCUCAUUAACGCUGGACACACCCACUGUUACUGAAGGUACCAAAGAUUUUUUUUGCUGGGUUUCCCUGGGGUUGUUUUUUUUUGUUUGUUUUUUUUAAGUUUGUUAAUUUUCACACUCUGUAAACAUGAAUUUAAGAAGAAUAAAGAUAUUACACAUUAAUCCA